UUGGGGACGGUUGUAAACAUCAGGCCGGCGGUGCGGCGUCACGUCGGUACUCGGUACGGCAUCGUUUUGACCACGCGGGGAGGGAUCCGCGGCACUCGGGCGGCCGCCGCCGCGCGCUACGCUCGCAACAUGUCGGUUCGCGUAGGUCAUCGCGAUCGCGAUCGCUUUUCGAGACAUUCUUCCCGCGCUUCUGCCGAUCUCGCUUUUCCAAGUAGUUCAAGUCGAGAUCACUCAUUUCGCUCGGUCCAUUCAGGUCGCGUGCCGAGAGUUUCUAGCGAUGACUUAAUGGUACCUGUGCGCACUUUGCGCUCAUCGUCGUGUCGUGUGACCUCAGGUGCACCCCACCGUCUCCGGCGACACCACUCUUCUGCCGCCGAUUGUGAACGAGCUCGACGUUCUCGGCGUCAUACACUAGAACUUCCCAAUAGUCGCGGUCCAAGUGUUCGCAGCCGCUCUCCUGAACCGCCGCCUCUACCUCCGGAGCCUGAAAUUCCGCCGGAAGAUGCUGGAAAAGAAGCAAGGAGGCGUCGAGUUGUUGCAGCCGUGGCAGCAUCGUUCUUCGCACUCGCGUUGGCGUCAGUGCUCGUGGUGGUGGUUACGCUGACACACAGCUCGGUUCUCCGCGCUCACAAUCAAACAGCCAAGUACUACACGUUCUCCGUGCCGCCGCACCAUCCUCUCAGUGAGCCCCGUUCAUGUUGCCCCACCGUCGCCCCUCCCGCUUCGCAUGCGACUGUCUCCGACCCUGAGUGUCAGGGGCUGCGAACGUCGCCGUGCCCACGCCCGCGCCGUCCGGUCUGCUCCUCACCGCCAACAUUAGCGGUACAUAUCGUGCAGUACCUAUAUACACAUUACGAUAUAAUUAACCGGGGACUGAAACCACAAAUGCCGAGCGAUCUUCUCAAAGGUACAAAAUAA
Parnassius apollo (apollo) is the source of this 918-nucleotide messenger RNA. NCBI's taxonomy places the organism in Eukaryota, Metazoa, Arthropoda, Insecta, Lepidoptera, Papilionidae. The record is from the annotation of a GenBank genome assembly.